This is a messenger RNA of Darwinula stevensoni, 339 nucleotides long. NCBI's taxonomy places the organism in Eukaryota, Metazoa, Arthropoda, Ostracoda, Podocopida, Darwinulidae. The record is from the annotation of a GenBank genome assembly.
AUGGAAUAUGCUCCAUGGAUGCCAGCGAAGAAGCUACCCCCUGUUUAUGGUGGUCGCCAACUCCCAUCCUCACUCAAGAAUAUCUCCUUCCGUGGGAAGGUGACUGUGACCUGGCAGAACCACACUGUUCCAAUCUUAUGGAGUCUAGACAGGCGUUUGGCUGGGUUAAAACCCCUCACGGAAGAUGAACUGAAGGAGCGCAUGGAUCGACUGGUUCAAUGAGACUGACUAUUACGUGCCAUGUUUUUCCAUUGCAUGCAUGCAUUUUCAUUAUUGAAUGAGUCAAGCUUUCAUUUAAACAUUUUCAUCUGAACUUUUUCAUGAUCUUAUGGAUCUGAC